Lytechinus variegatus (green sea urchin) is the source of this 1456-nucleotide messenger RNA. Its product is annotated as segment polarity protein dishevelled homolog DVL-3-like. Gene Ontology annotation, molecular function: frizzled binding. The record is from RefSeq and is a predicted model, not a curated record. The transcript has 5 exons. Gene Ontology annotation, biological process: canonical Wnt signaling pathway. NCBI's taxonomy places the organism in Eukaryota, Metazoa, Echinodermata, Echinoidea, Temnopleuroida, Toxopneustidae. Gene Ontology annotation, cellular component: cytosol. The coding region runs from base 202 to 867 and encodes 221 amino acids.
GUGUCGACAAAUCGCAUAGCUUUUGAACAUAUUCGCUAGGCGCUAUGGUGUUUGUGUGCGUUAACGUGUAAAGUCUAUGCAGUCAGCAGCGAAGUCGGCGAAUUUCUGCUGAAUCGAACGUGAUUUUACGGGAAUUAUCUUCAAAAGGACUGUAUUUUUCUUCCUUGGAUUCAAAAUAUUGUGCAAGAGGUCCCUCCAACAAUGGAGGAGACUAAGAUUAUUUAUCAUAUAGACGAUGAAGAUACUCCAUAUCUCGUAAAAUUACCAAUUCCUGCCGCCGAUGUAACACUCGGAGAUUUCAAGAAUGUCCUCAAUCGGCCAAACUAUAAAUUCUUCUUCAAAUCGAUGGACGAUGAUUUUGGAGUUGUAAAAGAAGAAAUAGUUGAUGAUGAAGCCAAAUUACCUUGUUUUAAUGGUCGUGUUGUGUCAUGGCUGGUGCCAGCAGAGGGCAGCACUAACGGGUCAGACACAGCUUCGGUCACAACAGAUACAAGAGGGGACUCACAACUCCCACCAGAGAGGACAGGUGGUAUAGGAGAUUCUAGGCCACCUUCAUUUCAUUCAAGUGGAGGAGGUGUUCAAGAUAAAUUUGACGACACAGACACAUGUACAGAAUCGGAAAGAAGCUCAAGAAGAGGUCACCACCGCAUGAGGAGAGACAAGUACAAUAACUGUGAGUUUUUAUGCUUUGGAUUGAUUUUGUUUUGUUGUUUUUUACCCUCUUCACUUUUCUCCUCUUCUGUCAUUCAGACCCUGUUCAUACAGAUUCAGGUUCCUGUCUGGACGGGUGAAUACCCAUCUGUGGAUUGGUUCUUUUUGGUCCGGUUCAGAUCGGUCCAUUUCACCUGGAUUAGUAUGUCUGUAUGAAUGGGGUCUAAGCUAUUGCGGCACUCACAUCCACCUGUUAACUACACAUUUCACCUUCCUAGACCUUCAUUCAUCUGUUACCAUAGAAACAGUAGACAUCCAUCAUGCUCACUCAUUUCAAGUUGUUCCAAGGAGUGAUACAUAGUAGAUUAAUCUCAAAUAUUAAUAAUCAACGAUUUUCACUUUAGCUUGCAAGCAGCUUUCUGCUUUAUUGGUAUCUCAUCUCUCUAUUUUUUCAGUGCACUUUUUCAGAUUAAAUCGUUUGCAGUGCUUAUAGAGGUAUAUGCCUACAUAUAACCUUUUUUUAUCCUUCACACAAGCAUGUAGCAUUUUUUUUGCUUUAAGCCUCUUUGUCUUUUAGCUUUGGGUGAAUAUCUCUCUCUUCUUCAUCGGAGCCUAUUUAUAAAGUGUAGUGGAUGUAGAUCCCCACUUAGUAACAAGCCUAAUAUCAUAGAAGUUUCUAUCACACAUAUUUGCAGUGUUCAUAUUUUAGAGUAGUUAUUACAAAUCGAGACUGAAAGGUUUUUGUUGGGGGGAUGCAGAUUGAUUCUUAAAAGAUGUCAAUAUUUAGAUCAAUACAUGUACAUGG